This is a messenger RNA of Daldinia caldariorum, 2296 nucleotides long. Its product is annotated as acid protease. The transcript is spliced from 2 exons. The coding region runs from base 295 to 1770 and encodes 491 amino acids. The record is from RefSeq and is a predicted model, not a curated record. Gene Ontology annotation, biological process: proteolysis. NCBI's taxonomy places the organism in Eukaryota, Fungi, Ascomycota, Sordariomycetes, Xylariales, Hypoxylaceae. Gene Ontology annotation, molecular function: aspartic-type endopeptidase activity.
UUUCCUUAUUAUACCAUUCAUCCUCGAGUCGCAUUCUCUUCUGUUUGGUCUUAUUUCUUCACUCAUCUGAUUUCCCUCUGGUUCGAGGCCGGUCCGUAAAGUAAUAGGCCGCGUCAUCCCGACAUCUCAUCAUCCCAUCAUCCUACGAGGAACCUUAAACAGCUGGCUUGCUUGGGUUACCCCACGGAACCAAUCUCUUGGCUAAUUACUCGAGUACUUACACUGCGCCAAAUCCCUUCACAAUUACUUAUCAGUCCGAACUUCUUAGUGGUUCCGGUUCAGAUCAUCUGAAGUAUGAAAACUGUAGCGACUUUUGCGGCCGGCGCAUUGGCCGCUUCUGUUGCUCAUGCGCAAGUUGUGCAAUGGGACAUAUAUAGGAGACAGACAGAAACCAAGCUUACGAGACGACAAGAUGGGACAGUCACUGAGAUUAUCACCAACGAGAAGCUCAGAGGAGGUUACUUCGCCUCCUGUACGGUUGGAACCCCAGGCCAGAAUUUAACAUUGCAACUCGAUACAGGAUCCAGCGACAUCUGGGUACCUUCACGUAGUUCCAGUGUCUGCCAAGAAACCUCUGAUAACCAGGGCUGCACUUUAGGGUCUUUUGACGAAAGCGAGUCUACAACUUUCUCGGUCGUAGGGGAAAAUGAGUUUAGCAUCUCCUAUGUCGACGGCAGCCACGCCAAGGGCGACUACAUCACAGAGACGUUUGAAAUCGGCGGCGCGAAGUUGACCAAUCUGACCAUGGGCCUCGGUAUCAACACCGACAUCCCCUACGGUCUCGUCGGUGUGGGAUAUGCUGCUAGCGAGGCUAUUGUUGACAGCACCCGCUCUACUUCUUCCGUAUACGAUAAUCUCCCGUUAUUGAUGCAGAAGCAAGGCCUCAUUGCGACAAAUGCGUACAGCCUGUGGUUGAAUGAUUUAGACGCGAGUACUGGUAGUAUCUUGUUUGGCGGGAUAGAUACUGAAAAGUACCGUGGCGACCUUACUCGAAUAAACAUCUACAAAGACUCACGCUCUGGAAUUUUCUCGUCCUUCACUGUCGCCUUAACGUCCAUCCAAGCUUCAUCUUCGUCAGGAACCGACUCCCUUGCCGCCGAUUUUCCUAUUCCUGUUAUCCUCGACUCUGGCACUACAUUCAGCUACUUGCCAACAGAGCUAGCAGAACAAAUCUGGCAGGAGGUGGGCGCCGUGUAUUACGACGAAGUGAGCCUUGCGCUACUCCCUUGCGACAUGAAAAAUAGCCAAGGUCACUUCUCAUUCGGAUUCGGAGGCACUGGCGGUCCAGUUAUUAAUGUAACGAUGGAUGAGCUUGUUCUACCCCUGACUAGUGGCAGCAGAUCAAUCCCGCUGCCAGAUGGUCCAAACGCAGGAGAAGCGGCCUGCCAAUUUGGCAUCCAAAAUUUCAGCAGCAGCAGUACCACAUUCCUUCUAGGAGACACCUUCUUACGGUCCGCUUAUGUGGUCUACGAUUUAGUCAACAACGAAGUCGCCCUUGCGCCUACAGACUUCAAUUCCACCACGUCUAACGUAGUGGCCUUCCCUAGCGAGGGUGCUCAAAUCCCCUCGGCCACUGCGGCGCCUAACCAAGCAGAAGUCACCCAGAGCGGUUCUCUCACGACGCCAUCGUACGGUGCCAGCGGUGGCUUCCAGGACGAUAAGGAAUCUGCCGCCUCACUCCCGCCUCCUUUAGACUGGUCCAGGAUAGCUGUAAUAGGAGCUAGUAUGGGUCUUGUAACUGUGGGCAGCGGAUUUUUCCUGCUUUUCUAGGAGCAUUUGAUCGAAAGCGAAUCGGGUUGGGUUACAUUGGUGCAUCAUUUCUGAUUUACCGUCAUCUUUAUUUAUUUAUAUAUGUCCAGUCGAAUAGGUGGUGUUUUGGAUAAAAAUCGAUGCUGAACCGUUCAAUAUUUGAAGCAUACCUACGGUUCGUGAUUCUAUCUAACUAGGUAUAGAUUGGUUGGGUCUUACAGAGCAUUAUAAAAAUAAUUAAGAGCGGUAAUAAUGCUAUAUUAGAAAUUUGGUGACGGCUACUCAAUUAUAUUGUAGUAUGAUGGAAGUAAGAAUAUACCUCCGUGGUGUAAGUGGAAUUGCAGGUGACAUUGGUAGUAGUAGAAGUACUUAGGUACCUCUUAAAGAUUAAAGAUGUGGAAUUGAUGUGGAAUUGACGCACUGUGAGUGGUUCCUGAGGGGUGGGUGGGAUUUAGCUCCCCGAUAAGCCGUUAUCGCUUUCCAAUUGCCCCGAAAAAUUCUUAGCUUUCAUCGAUAUCGAGGAAAGAGAAAAUAAAAUAUUGAACGC